Dictyostelium discoideum AX4 is the source of this 963-nucleotide messenger RNA. RefSeq lists its product as hypothetical. The transcript has a single exon. The record is from RefSeq and is a predicted model, not a curated record. Lineage: Eukaryota; Evosea; Eumycetozoa; Dictyosteliales; Dictyosteliaceae. The coding region runs from base 1 to 963 and encodes 320 amino acids.
AUGCCAAUUUGUAAAAUAGGAAAAAGUAGGGGUUGUGAAUUUGAUAUGUAUUAUGAAAUACAUAGUGGUGGUAAUAAUAAUAAUAAUCAUAUAAAUAAUGAAACAGAUAGUAGAAAUUAUAAUAAAGAUAAUGGUAAAGAUAAAGUUGUAUUAGUAAUGGGAUUUUUAACACAAGGUAUUUUAUGGUAUAAGAAUUUAGAGGAAUUUACAAAAGAUGAAAAUUAUGAAUACUUAAUAUUUGAUAAUAGAGGUGUUGGUAGAAGUGGUAAUCCAACGACAUCAUAUAGUUCAAGCUCAAUGGCAACCGAUUUACUAGAGUUAAUGGAUCAUUUACAAUGGGAGAAAGCACAUGUUGUAGGUGUUAGCAUGGGUGGUAUGAUCUCGUUGGAAUUGGCUCAUUUAGCACCACAACGUAUGAAAUCAUUAGCAUUGGUAGUUACACAUGCAGGUAGUUUAGCACCAGCAAGAGGUGUAUGGGGUAUAACUCAAACUAUAUUCAUUAGAGAUCAUAGAAAGAGAGGCAGAGUGUUGGCCGCUAUUUUAUACUCUAAACCAUACCUAAUCAAACAGUCCUUAGUGGAUCCAACAAAAACAAAUUUAGAAAUGUUUGUCGAAAAGUAUUGUAAAGAUAUGGAAACUACUAAACCACCAGCAAUAUCUGCACUUUAUGGCCAUAUUAGGACUGUCAAUACUCACAAAGUGUCAAAAAAAAGAUUAUUAGAAAUUAAAGAGAAAAUAGGUGGUCCAAUUACAAUUAUCACAGGUACUCACGACGAUUUGGUUAGUCCAUCUGGUAGUCAUUAUUUAAAUUCAAUAUUAUCUCCAACAGAAUUUGUAGUUUUUCAAGGUAGUGGUCAUAGUGUAAAUAUUGAAAACUAUCAAGAAUUUCAUGACGCAAUCUCCAGAAAUUUUAAAAGAGUUGAAUUAAUUAAUAAUAUUCCAAUCACACCAAAAUUUGAAUAA